Molecule: messenger RNA, 2840 nt
Organism: Seminavis robusta
Lineage: Eukaryota; Bacillariophyta; Bacillariophyceae; Naviculales; Naviculaceae
Source: the annotation of a GenBank genome assembly
GCACAAAAAUUGCCUCCAUUGCUCUUUCAACUUCCAACCACAACAAUUGAGUCUCAAUUAUAGAGCAACAACCAAUACUACUACUAUCACCAUGAGCAAGAGCAUAUACAUACGAGUAUGUCUACUACUACUAUCACUAUUGUUAUUGGCGUAUGUCUGCAACGGCUUUGUCCCUCCUCGUCCUGGCAGUGACUUGGCCGUUAGCUUUGAGCCCGUGGGAGAGUACCGUCGUCGUUUGAACCUUACGUACGAUUAUACGCCGUCUCUACUGAGCGAGGAAAUGUGUAGAUUUCUAACGGAGCAAGAAUGCCAAGACGCAGACGAGUCGCUGAGAGAUCAUGCCAAGAGCCACCAGAAUAUACAACGGCGGCUUUAUCACCAAAGACAAAGAAGAAAACAACGGCGACUUCGAUCACAAACCUCUGAAACCCCAAACUCUAUCCCUAACCCUAACCCUAAUCAAGACAUGACAGAAUUCCAAGACCUACUAGGCGCCUUUACGCAAGCCUACGGGAGAGGUCCCGCCCAUCAACCAACCCUGCAAGAAGAGCUAGAAGAACUAGACCAACUCCUCAAAGAGUUCAACACUACCAAGGAGCAACACUAUAGGGACCGGGCUAGAGCCUUACGCAGUGACCGCAGCAGCCAAGUGUUCAACCCGUCCGUGGGAACCUUUGUGGUGCCGCUCUUCCUCAUGGUAUUCUCCGACCAUGCCGCUGCCAAUCGACCACUCCCGCCCAAAUACGAGUACCAGAUCUUAUGGAACCUAAGAAUCAAAAAAUGGAUUCAAGAAAACUCCUACAAUCAGUACGAUGCCUUUUUCGACGUCCAAGACUGGCAAGUCACGGACAACACCGAACUACACUACAGUUACGGAAAAGCCGGGCGAGUCGCAAAGUUCCAAAACUCAUUUCAUCCACUCUUGGAGAGUAUGGACAAAGCAUUGGAGGGAGACUGGUCACUCUACGAUGCCGAUGGGGAUGGCUUUAUCGACAAUGUCAUUGUAUUGACCAGUUCCUAUGGCGCUGAAGAGGGUGGUACGGACUGCAACAAUGGAAGAGCCGACAUGGAACGCAUCUGGAGUCACGCAUUCUCCAAUUCCAAAGCAUGGGUAUCACCCACCAACCCAAAGUACAAAACACGAGGAUACAUGAUUGCAUCUGCAUUGGAUCUCACCUGCGACUCAAAUCCAGCCAAAAUGGGAGUUAUGACACACGAGUACCUUCAUACCUUCUUUCUCAUUGAUCUAUACGAUAUCAACUUUGUUGGAAGAGGACUUGGGACCUUUGAUAUCAUGAGUUAUCCCUACGGGCUAGACAAUGAUGGAUACAUACCCGUCCAUCUAUCGUCGUGGGCCAAGGAAACCAUUGGAUGGAUCACCUGCGAGACCAUUACGGCAUCGGGAGAAUACACGCUGCAACCGGCUGCCAUCGCGCCAAUUUGCUACAAAAUCAUACUCAGUGACUUUGAUCCCUCACAACCAGAGUACAUUUUGCUAGAAAACAGACAGCGCAUCAGUUUCGAUAUUGACUUUUGGAAAGCAGGCCUCGUCAUGUUUCAUGUUGAUGAGGCCGCCAAUGAUCAAAAGUUUGUCGGGUAUCCUGGCAGGACGGGAAAUUGGCCAGAGUCGGGGGAACACUAUCGAGUCUCGGUCAUUCAAGCCGAUCGCAACUACGAUCUGGAAAAGAACAUGAAUAUUGGGGAUGAAGGGGAUAUUUGGGAAACGGGCAUGAAGUUGACGCCCAACGUCGAUGGGCAGACAUGGCCCAAUACGGAUACCUACCAAUACGGAUCCGUACAACAAACGGGAAUUAUCAUUGAGGUACUCGAGCCACCAGCCGACGGAUCAUUCAAUGUGCGAGUCAAAGUGGAUAUGGGGACUCGUAGUGGCAAUGCGCCGCAAGUCUUUGCGACGCCAACCAAAGAACGCGACAAUCAUAAUGACAAUCCGGAACUGGAGGACCUUGCCGAGAACCAGUUCAAUGUCCCCGAUGAUCCGGACCAUGGCAUUAGUGGAAUGAUUCCACAGCUAGGAUGGUUUGAUCGGUUUCAAAAACAAGAGACCGAACAACAACAAGAGACCGAGACGCUGCAACCGGAAAUGGAAAUGGACGUGGCACCCACCAAGCUACCAUCACCACAGUCGCAUCCAGAGGGGGGACAUGAAGACGAUCCGACGAAUCCUUUUUUUGUAUUCACAGCAGAGGCUACGGCUCGUUCCAACGCCAGUGGACGACAACGAGGGGGGUUAGCCGUCAUGGCAGUAUCAUUGCUGGCGUCCACAGCAGCGCACUAUCUGUGCAUGAUGUAGACUACUAGACGAUUCGAACGCCAGGCAGGGGUGGUGCAUCCUACGGUACUCGAGAGAGAUUUCGGCUGACAGCAGUUGCCUCCUUUCGAUUCGAUUCGAUCUGUCUCUGCAAAGAGAUUUUCGAAAAGAACUGAAAUCGAGCAGCCUUCUGUCAUGGGACGUGGCUCGUGCGAGAUCAUUUAUUUCGCUUGGGAGCACGCAUUUGGUUCAUUCCUUGGGCCCUGAGAGCGAGCAACGACCUGCUCAUUGGGUACCGCACGUCGUCAAGCUCAGCCCAGCCAAGUCCGACAGUACUAGUCUAGUAGCACGUAUGCGGUCAUUGUGUUCAUGGUCUUCGUGGGCGGGUUGGCGUUCUCCACGGUUGCUAACGAUAGGAAGUGCCAGUCACUCGGCCCCUUAAAAUCUUGAGCGUCCGUGCUCUGUGAGAAGUAAAGAGAGCUACGUCGGAGUCCACAUCCCUGUUGCAGCAAAGUUCCAAAAAGUAAUUAGCUCACAAUUGACACUUCCAAAGCCUUAAUGUCUAGACGCG